Molecule: messenger RNA, 7760 nt
Organism: Malus domestica (apple)
Lineage: Eukaryota; Viridiplantae; Streptophyta; Magnoliopsida; Rosales; Rosaceae
Source: RefSeq, a predicted model, not a curated record
UGACUCAUUGACUUGGUAUCGAUCAGACCAUUUUCUGGUGAUCCAGUUUGUAGAUCUAUUGAGUAUUUCUUUUCUUACAUUCCUCUUAGUCUUAAGCUGCUCGAUCAUCGCUGACCAGGUGUGAUUGAUUAAUGGCUUCUUCCUUCUCCCUCCUCCUCCUCCUCCUCCUCCUUCUUCUUCUUCUUCUUCUUCUUUUUCUUCUUCUUUUCAGAGGGGAAGACACUCGCAGGGGCUUUGUCAGCCAUCUCUACAAAGCUCUGCGUCAGAAACCAAUCAACACCUCUUCUUCUUCUUCGUCGUCUUCUUCUUCUUCUUCUUCUUCUUCUUCUUCUUCUUCUUCUUCUGGCCUUGGUUUGAAAUACGAUGUGUUCAUCAAUUUCAGAGGGGAAGACACUCGCAGGAGCUUCGUCAGCCAUCUUUACAAAGCUCUGCUUCAGAAACCAGUCAACACCUUCAUUGAUUCCGAAGAGCUCAGAAAAGGCGACCGCCUUUCCUCCGAGCUCCUGACAGCGAUUCGAGAGUCACAGCUUUCGAUUGUAGUUUUCUCUCAAAACUAUGCUUCUUCCACUUGGUGCUUGAAAGAACUCGUGGAAAUCCUGGAAUGCAGCGAUAACAAGAACCAAAUUGUGGUCCCCAUUUUCUACGAAGUCGAUCCAUCCGAUAUUCGUAAACUCAAGGGAAGUUUUGCAGAAGCUUUUGCUAAACAUGAACGCCAUUCUAACGUUGACGUGAAGGAGGUGCAGAGCUGGAGGUCUGCUCUUGCCAGAGCCACCGAUUUAUCCGGUUGGAAUUCACUAAAUUAUAAGGAUGAUGCAGAGCUUAUUGAGAAAAUUGUAGAAGAUGUUUUUCGGAAAGUGAUCCACAUCUCAUCAACAUCAAGCAAAGAUAAUGGCUUGGUUGGAAUGGAUUAUCAUAUGCAUGAAAUGCAUUUACGAUUACAUCUUGAUCCUCCUGGGGUGGAAUUGGAUGAUGUUCGCGUUGUUGGAAUAUGGGGUAUGGGUGGUUUAGGCAAAACAACCAUCGCUAGAGCUGUUUAUAAUGAAAUCUCUCGUCGAUUUGAAGCUUGUUGCUUUCUUGAAAAUGUCAAGGAAGAUUUCAUGAAGCACGGCAAACUACAUAUGCAGACAGUACUUAUAUCUAGUGUCUCGAACAACAAAGUGGGGAGUUCCGACAUUUCGAAGAAUGGUUUCCAGGUGAUGUUAAAUAGCCUAGGUCAGAGAAAAGUUCUUAUUGUUCUGGAUGAUGUGGACACAUUAGAACAAAUUGAAGCUUUACUUGGAGGGCAACAUUCCUUUGGUGGUGGAAGUAGAAUCAUUAUAACAACUAGAGAUUCGCAAUUACUAAGCUUAGCUGAUGCUAUAUAUAAACCCAAGAUUUUGAGUGAGCCACGAGCUCUGGAACUCUUUAGGCGGUACGCCUUCAAAAAAAACCAACCCACUAGAGAUUAUUAUAUUCUCUCGAGUCGUGCCGUAAAAUAUGCUCAAGGUCUGCCUUUAGCACUCAAGGUCUUGGGAGCUUUUCUUUAUAACAAAACUGUACGUGAGUGGGAAGAUGUCUUCGAGAAAUUAAAGGACGUCCCGCAAAGCGGGAUUAAUGAUGUGCUUAGAACAAGCUUCAAUGGACUAGAUCAUAAAGAGAAGAAGAUCUUUCUAGACAUUGCAUGUUUCUUUAAAGGAAUGAAAAAAGACUAUGCAACCGAAAUUCUGGAUAGCUGUGAUUACAAUCCUCAUGCUGGGAUAAGAGUUCUAAUGGAUCGAGCUCUCAUAACUAUCUCAGUGAAUGGGGAACUGGAUAUGCAUGAUUUACUAGAGGAAAUGGGUCGGGAAAUAGUUCGCCAAGAAUCUAUCGAAGAGCCUGGAAGACGAAGUAGGUUGUGGAGUUAUGAAGAUGUCCAUCAUGUGCUAACUCAAAAUAAGGCUACAAAAGUAGUUGAAAGCAUAAUCCUGGAUUUAUCGAACUCAGAUGAGGUAUGCUUAAAUGCUGAAGCAUUUGUUAGUAUGACCCAACUAAGACUUCUCAAAAUCAGUCACGAGAAGUACAAUUACUGCAAACAGCACCUGAUUGGGCACUUCAAGUUUCUUUCUCGUGAGUUGAGGUGUCUCUCCUGGCUUCGAUUCCCCCUUAAGUCUUUGCCAUCCAACUUUCAAUUCAAAAAUCUUGUUGACCUUGACAUGCAAUACAGUCUCAUUGAGCAACUUUGGGAAGGAAUCCAGACGCUGGAAAAGUUGAAAUUCAUCAAUUUAAGUUAUUGUCAAUACCUUAAGGAGACCCCAGACUUCACAAAGGUGCCAAAUCUUGAGAGGCUAAUCCUUCAAAAUUGUAUAAGUUUAGUUGAGGUUCACCCAUCUAUUUGGACUCUUACAAAACUUGUUUUAUUGAAUUUGAAUGGGUGCAAAGAACUUAAGAUUCUAGCCAGCAACAUUCAUAUGCGCUCUCUUAAAACCCUUGAUCUUUCUGGUUGCUCAAAGCUUGACAAGUUUCCUGAGAUUUUAGAAGUUAUGGAGGAACUAUCACAUCUUAAUUUAUCCGGGUCAAAAAUUAAAAAAUUGCCCUCGUCUAUCGAUAAUCUCACGGGGUUGAACUAUUUGAACCUAAAAGAUUGCAAGGAACUUAAGAGUCUUCCAAGCAGCAUUCAUAUGAAAUCUCUCAAACACCUUAAUCUUUUUGGCUGCUCGAGUCUUGAGAUGUUUCCAGAGAUUUCAAAAGUUAUGGAGAAACUAUCAUGGCUUGAUUUGUCUGGGUUAAAAAUUAAAGAACUGCCCUCGUCGAUUAAUAAUCUCAUGGGGUUGAGUUCUUUGUACCUAAAAGAUUGCAAGGAACUUAAGAGUCUUCCAAGCAGCAUUCGUAUGAAAUCUCUCAAAACCUUUAAUCUUGAUGGUUGCUCGAGUCUGGAGAUGUUUCCAGAGAUUUCAGAAGUGAUUGAGGGGUUAAAAGCUCUUAAUUUAUCUGGGUCAAAAAUUAAAGAACUGCCCUCGUCGAUUAAUAAUCUCACGGGGUUGAGAUAUUUGGACCUAAAAGAUUGCAAGGAACUUAAGAGUCUUCCAAGCAGCAUUCCUAUGAAAUCUCUCAAAACCUUUUAUCUUUGUGGCUGCUCGAGUCUUGAGAUGUUUCCAGAGAUUUCAGAAGUGAUGGAGAAACUAUCAUUGCUUGAUUUGUCCGGGUCAAAAAUUAAAGAACUACGCUUGUCGAUUAAUAAUCUCACGGAGUUGAGAUAUUUGGACCUAAAAGAUUGCAAGGAACUUAAGAGUCUUCCCAACAUCAUUCGUAUGAAAUCUCUCAACACCCUUGAUCUUUGUGGCUGCUCGAGUCUUAAGAUGUUUCCAGAGAUUUCAGAAGUUAUGGAGAAACUAUCACGACUUAGUGUGUCCGAGUCAAAAAUUAAAGAACUACCCUCGUCGAUUAAUAAUCUCACGGGGUUGAAGUAUUUGGACCUAAAAGAUUGCAAGGAACUUAAGAGUCUUCCAAGCAGCAUUCAUAUGAAAUCUCUCAAAACCCUUAAUCUUUGUGGUUGCUCGAGUCUUGAGAUCUUUCCAGAGAUUUCAGAAGUGAUGAAGAAACUAUCAUGGCUUGAUUUGUCUGGGUCAAAAAUUAAAGAAUUGCCCUCGUCGAUUAAUAAUCUCACGGGAUUGAAGUAUUUGGACCUAAAAGAUUGCAAGGAACUUAAGAGUCUUCCAAGCAACAUUCAUAUAAAAUCUCUCAAAACCCUUGAUCUUUGUGGCUGCUCGAGUCUUGAGAUCUUUCCAGAGAUUUCUGAAGUGAUGGAGAAACUAUCAUUGCUUGAUUUGUCUGGGUCAAAAAUUAAAGAACUAUGCUUGUCGAUUAAUAAUCUCACGGGGUUGAGAUAUUUGGACCUAAAAGAUUGCAAGGAACUUAAGAGUCUUCCAAGCAGCUUUCCUAUGAAAUCUCUCAAAACCCUUGAUCUUUGUGGCUGCUCGAGUCUUGAAAUGUUUCCAGAGAUUUCAGAAGUGAAGGACAACAAAGACGACGGCGGCGAUGCCAAGAAUAAGCCGCUGGAGAAAUCCAAUUACGAAAAAACCAAAGAGCAUCCGGUGAGGAUGGCGGUUCUGAAGCUGAACCUCCACUGCCAGGGAUGCAUCCAUAAGAUCCACAGGAUUGUCACCAAGACGAAAGGGUUCACCUACAUGAGCAUCGACAAGGAGAAUGAGCUGCUGAUGGUGAAGGGCUCGAUGAACAUGAAGGUUCUGGCCGAGAGCUUGAAGGAGAAGCUGAGGAGAAAGGCAAUGGCCAAAUGGACAGAACAUGUCAGGAGAGUAAUCUCUGAGAAUGGGAUUGAAGGACCCCAUGAAGAUGGUCACAGCUGGAGAAAAUAUGGGCAGAAAGACAUCCUAGGAGCCAAAUAUCCAAGAAGCUAUUACAGAUGCACGUACCUGUUCACGCAAAAAUGUAGGGCCAGAAAGAAAGUGCAAAGAUCAGAUGAAGACCCCACCGUCUUCGAAAUCACAUACGAAGGGAAGCAUACAUGUUCUCAUGGCGGCAGUUCAGUUCCACCGCCACCAUCACCAGAAAAGCAAGAACGAAAACGACACAAUCAUAACAAUACUUAUCAACAACAGCAGUCUCAAGGAAACCAAAUGAGCUUCCCAACUAAUCUGAGAGUCAAUACUGAGAACUUAGACGACAGAGAGAACACAGCAUCUCCAUUCUCUUUUACCUCAUCUCCAUUCGGAAGUAUCAGCGUUGACGCCUUCCUAUCUUCGAUGCUUGAUGAUAAAAGUCUUUUUGCCAGUCCACCAGAAAAGUCAUUGGUUCUCAUUCAUUAAUUCUAUUAUCAUCAUUGUGCUUUUGAUGGGAUUGCUUGCUUUGCUCAUAGUGCGACGCCUCAAGAACAAUAUGAAAAAGUUCUCAAACAGUGGCGAAGAAGAAGACGAGGAGGUUGGCUGGAAAUACAUUCAUGGUGAUGUUUUCAGAUAUCCCCCAAACAUGUCAUUGUUUUGUGCUGUCUUGGGCGUGGGUACCCAACUGCUUGCCAUGCUGUUUGUCUUAUUUUUGCUAGCAUUUUUUGGUGUCCUAUAAUCCGUAUAAUCGUGGAGCUUUGUUCACUGCUCUUGUCUUUAUAUGUACUACUUCAAUCAUCGGUGGGUGCUGCUGCUUUCCACAAUCAAUUUUCAGUGACAGGAUGGGUAAUUUUCUUCGUCAUAUUCUUCUAGGAUUAGUCUUUCUAUUAGAGAGCUUUCUACCUCGAUUGAAUGAUUUCAGGGGCUUGAGUAUUUAAAUCUGAGAAACUGCAAAAGCCUUGUACAUCUUCCCAACACUCUGUAAUUUGGAACACCUUGUAGCUCUCAAUCUUUGCGGAUGCACAAAUCUUUCUCAUUUACCUGUCAACUUUGAGGAUUUAGUGCGCUUGUGGGAUAAUGCAGUGGAUUUUGAUAGUGGGGAUACUGGCUUUUUCACACGUGUACUAUGCUCCUAAACAUCAUCGGCAUCCACUACAGAGAUCCGUAGUGAAGGUUUGACACAUGUACAACACCUUCCAAACAUCAUUGGCAUCCACGACGGCUACACGCCAUAUCAGAGCUCCGUUUUGCCUGGGUCCCUCGCUGCCCCAACCCCCCAAUUUCUAGGUACACUCUGCUGAUAAACACAUGGAUACGAAGCUUGGUUUUGAAGUAAUCAAUCGGUCACUAUGCCACGUGCAGUGGCUUUGUUGAAUUGGCAUGGCCUGACGGCUAGUGCACAAACUGUGAAGAUACUGCUAUGUCAAUUCCUGUUGCUAACUUGCUAAUGCCACCGGUGCUCCUCCAAUUUGUGUGAAAAGAAAUCAAAGAGAAAUGAAGCCUUUCUCGCUGAGUGAAACCAUGGUAUUCAAUACAGCAAACAAGACCUGCUACACAGCCUUUCUAGCUUGUUGGUUUUCUCCAGUUAUUGGUAGAGGACAUUUGUUAACAAAGCUUGACCGACUCUCCUUGACUCAUCCCCAAAUACUCAAAGUCCCCUCAGCGACCAAUGUCUGUCUCUCACAGUCACUCACAAUUCCACCGAAUGAAUAAGUUGCCACGACUCAAUCCACUGCAAGCACACCUCAACACCACAAACCCACCCUCACCAAGAACUCCAAAGUUUCACUUUUACUUUUUUGGAAUUGAAGUGCAGGUCACUUCUUUGGAGUUGUUCUUUUAUCUAUUAUUGUUUUGAAAUGAAUGAAGAGAGGAGGUUGAUGGUGUGUUUUGAACUGCCCUCGUCAAUUAAUAAUCUCACAGGAUUGUGUUAUUUGGACCUAAAAGAUUGCAAGGAAUUGAAAAGUCUUCCAAACAACAUUUGUCAUCUCAAGUCCCUUACAUAUGUCAGUCUUUCUGGUUGUACAAAGUUUGAGGUGUUUCCAAGCAUUGAAGAAAAUAUGGAAAGAUUAAGAGAGCUUCACUUGGAUGGAACUUGUAUCAGAGAGCUUUCCCCCUCGAUAGAACGGCUUCAGGGUCUUGUGAUAUUAAAUCUGAGAGACUGCAAAAGCCUUGUAGAUCUUCCCGACACUCUCUGUAAUUUGGAACGCCUUGGAGAUCUCAAUCUCUGUGGCUGCCCAAAUCUUUCUCAAUUACAUGUCAACUUUGAUGUUGGGCAUGCUGACAUCUUUCUCAUUAAUCACAAGCUCAUUGUGUGCUAUUUUAUCUUCUCCGUCAUCAUUUUGGUCGCCUCCCUUGGGGUAAUAAAAUUCUAGGGGUUUUGGUUGCAUCCCUCCAGGCUCAGCUAUAAUAUUCUCUCAUCGAUGUGACUAUGUCGCCAGGGAGAGGUAUGCAUCUCCACAUGUGGAAUACAUUUGAUUUUUUCUUGAGCAGAAACUGUGAAGAUAUUGAUAUGCCAAUUCCCGCUGCAAACUUGCUAAUGCCACCAGUGCUCCUCCAAUUUGGGUGAAAGGUAUUUUGCAUUUCCUUUAAUCUUAACUGCAAAUUACAGUGCAUGAGCCCUGUGAAUUUGUGUAAAUGAAGUCUUUCUUGCCAAGUGAAAUCACGGUAUUCAAUACAACGAACAAGAGCUGCUAUACAGCAUUUUAAGUUUUACAGAGCAUUGCAUGGUUGACAUCCAUCUCCCCCUAACAAAUACAAUCGAAAAGGAUCCUGAUGCAGUGUCAAAGUUUCGAAUUACUGUGCUGUUGAGGGCCAAGUUGAGGAGAAUGGGAUUGAAUCCUUGUUUGCUGUUCAGGCCAUGACAUUUGAUACCAUUUUGGAGGUUUGUAUUUGGUUGGUCGGGCUCGAACUGGACAGGCAAAUUUGAUUUACUCAAGAAGCGCAAAUUUUUACUCUGACAUCCCAAAUUGUUACCAAAAAGCACAAAAUUUUACUCAUUGUUUUGUGGUGUGUUGAAUUGGAUUGGAAUAUUUAGCUUAUUGAUGUGAUUCUUGUUCAGGUUUCUGAAUUGUAUGCUUAUUUGUUUUGCAAUAUUUCAGGGUAAACUCUAGCUUUUGUGUUGCCCGUUUUGGAGUCCGUAACAAAUGGGCCUGCAAAAGCAUUUAGAAAGACUGGUUAUGGUAGGCCUCCAACUGUUAUCGUGCUUUUACCCACCAGGGAACUUGCCAAACAGGUUUUCACCGAUUUUGAAGCUUAUGGCGGUGCUGUGGGGCUAGCAGCAUGUUGUGUAUACGGUGGAUCUCCCUACAGGUCUCAAGAAAGUAAGCUAAGGAGAGGGGUGGAUAUUGUUGUUGGAACGCCUGGCCGUAUAAAGGCAUUGACUAUUUCUCAUUGUAGCUGAGUUCUUGUGUCAGUUCGGUACUAUGCAAUAUACUUAUGAAGCUAAAUUAAAUUUGUGGGAAU